AUGUCUCAACCAUCCUUGCAAGCGUACCCGACAUAUUGGGCUGGAUCAUACCCGACGUUGCCUCUGAGUUGCCCUUCCAAGACAUACACGCCGCCCGAAACAGGCCCCGAGGGUGAAACAUCGAUCGAGUGGCAGACCCAUACUGAUGGAACUGGUACAUAUUGCAAGAUGGUUGGCGUGCCCGGGAAGUACAAAGGCUGUAACACAUGCAGGUCCCGAAGAGUCAAAUGUGACAACACUCGCCCGUUCUGCAAGAGGUGCACAGAUUAUGGCCGCGAAUGUGGCGGAUACGAACGAGAGACCGUCUUCAUUGUGGGCACGCCGGACGAUAAAGGCAGAUGCGCCUCCCACCCACCGCGCAAUGCCCAAGCGUCUAGGGGAGACCAGACUGAAGAAGAAGAACCACAAAUGAUAGAGACGUUGGAACUCACUGCCGCCGAGCCUCGACAACCUGCGUGGAACGACACUCUCCUUUUGGACUCUGCUGCUGGGACUCAUUGGAUCAGAAUAGUGGCUCGUCAUACCACCCUCGAAGAUGCCUUCCAGAGCAACAGCUCGGCGUCACAACAAAGCGAAGUGGCCCUGUCGCUGACAGGUUCUCGACCACUCGAUGUGACUCCGACUUUUGGCCAAGAGGACUUUAACUUGAAAUCGCAUUGCUUGAUGAGACUCCCCCGGGGCAGUGAUAAUGCAGGAAGCACUUCAGACGAGGGCCUGUUCCUGUUCCUGUACGAGCACAAUUCUUCCUCUAUUUACAGCAACGAGCCGGCGGGGAAAAGCCCAGACGGGCUGGCAGAUGCGAUUCGUGAACCAGGUCCAGCAGCCUAUCAGGACUUACCAGCCCACCAUUUCUUUGCCCGGGUCUAUCGGCCUAGCGCUAUUUGGGCAGCAUUGCUCAACCGUCAGCCCACCUUCCUAUGCAACCCCGAGUGGACGGUCGUGCCAUGGGAACGCCAUCCCCGGACACCCCUCGACGAUCUCCUCGACAUAGUCGUAUUGUUACCAUCGAUCUACUCAGUAGCAGACCGCAUAACGUCACUAGAGCCGAGUCCAUCCCGCCGGCUGAGAGCGAAGGACCUCCUCGCUAACUGCGUCAACAUCGAGGCGCAAUGCGAAAUCUGGUACAGCGUGGUGCAACAAAAAGCCGAGUCCUCGGGCCAGGGCUCGUUGUACUGGGUAGCGGACUCCAUGACUAAUGCUCCCUCCCACGCACCGUUCGCCGAUGUCUUGCACUUCGCCUCGCCCCUGAUGUGUCUCGUGCACAUCUACAAGUGGGCGGUCCUCAUCGGCUUCCACCAGUGCAUCUACGCCCUCCUCGAAGUCAUCUUCGAGCCCGGCGCCGAAGAGGGCUCUUCUUCUUCUUCAGCACCGGACCUGCCAUCUGGCAUCGACCCGCGCAAGUACCAACUCCCGCAGACGCGGGCGCUCGCCGCCAACGUGUGUCGCGGCCUUGACUACGCGCUAGGCACGACGGGGCAGCCGGACCUCCUGGCCGCGCCGCUGUGGGUCAUCGGUAACUUUUAUAAUGGGCUGAGGCGGUUUGGCGACGGCGAGAUGGAGCGGCUGUGGUGUGCUGGAUUUAGGGGGAGGUUGGAGGCGAGGGGCCGGGAGAUGGAUGCUUGGUUGAGGGACAAACGAUGGAACGAGGUUGGGCGGUUUGGCGGGUCCGCCCAGUCCCAGAGCUUCAUGCUCGACAUGGCUGGAGCUCCUAGCGUGGCUGCUGUUUGGGAGCUUCGUAACUUUGGCAGCCUUGUGAACCGCCUGCACCUCGUAAUUGAGAUCAAGACGUCCUCAGCUUCAGCUAUCAACGAACAACCUUCUUCACGACACCACCCACUAAACCGACCCUCCAUUCCCCGUAGCAUAUUCCAACCAUGGCGUCAGGAUACGACAGAGCGCUCUCCGUGUUCAGUCCCGAUGGACACGUUUUCCAAGUCGAAUAUGCCGGUGAAGCCGUCAAGAGAGGUACCAGCCCACCACUCGCCGUCCAACCCUCCGAACCAUCCAUCUAAUGCUGUGCCAGGAACCUGCGCCGUCGGCGUAAAGGGCAGCGAUAUCGUCGUCCUGGGAUGCGAGAAGCGAUCGGCGAUGAAGCUGCAAGACACACGCAUCACCCCCUCGAAGAUCGGUCUCGUCGACACCCACGUAUGCCUCGCGUUCGCCGGCCUGAACGCCGACGCCCGCAUCCUGAUCGACAAGGCGCGCAUGGAGGCGCAGUCGCACCGUCUGACCGUCGAGGACCCCGUCACGGUCGAGUAUAUCACAAAGUACAUCGCCGGUGUGCAACAACGGUAUACGCAGAGCGGUGGUGUGCGGCCGUUUGGCAUCAGCACCAUGGUCGUUGGGUUUGACAAGAACACCACCGUACCGAGACUCUACCAGACCGAGCCCAGUGGCAUCUACUCCGCAUGGAAAGCAAACGCCAUCGGACGCUCGAGCAAGACGGUCCGGGAGUUCCUGGAGCGGAACUACAAGGAGGACAUGGACCGCGAGGCGACCAUCCGGCUGGCCAUAAAGUCGCUGCUGGAGGUGGUGCAGACGGGCGCGAAGAACAUCGAGAUCGCCAUCAUGGCGCCCGGCAAGACCAUCGAGAUGCUGCCGGUCGAGGACAUCGAGGGCUACGUGAAGAACAUCGAGCAGGAGAAACAGGAGGAGGCGGCCAAGAAGAAGACCGGGCGAACACCUGGAACCGGUAGUGCGGCCCUCUUGCCCAAGGAGCGAGAGGGCGGCAGUGACUAG
Anthostomella pinea is the source of this 2739-nucleotide messenger RNA. The record is from the annotation of a GenBank genome assembly. NCBI's taxonomy places the organism in Eukaryota, Fungi, Ascomycota, Sordariomycetes, Xylariales, Xylariaceae.